Drosophila virilis is the source of this 799-nucleotide messenger RNA. The record is from RefSeq and is a predicted model, not a curated record. NCBI's taxonomy places the organism in Eukaryota, Metazoa, Arthropoda, Insecta, Diptera, Drosophilidae.
UUUGGCAUAUCCAUGCAAAGUGUAAGCAAUUUCAAUUCAUUUAAUUUGAGUUGCUGAAAAAAUGGAUAUAAUUUCUGCUGCUAAUCUUUACCUACGUCAGAUAGGCGAGCUGCGGCCAAGCAUCUCGGAUUUGAAGCCCAGCAUUUUCACAACAGGCGGACCAGAGCCCAGAUCACUCGUUGAAAUUUCUGGCAAGCGUAGGAGCGGCAAAACUCUUCUGCUAAUGCAGCUAGUGGCAAACUGUUUAACACGCUGUGAUGUCAUACUAAUUAAUAUUAACCAUAAAAUCGAUCUUCAGUUACUUGGAAAACUUUUGCAGGACGCGGUCAAAAAUGCCAACCCACAAGCAACAGCCGUCGAAUUGCAAGAGAUCUGUGAGAAGUGCAUGGACUCAUUGGAAAUUAUUAAUUGCUUUUCAUCCUUGGAUGUUCGCUUGGCCAUAAAAGCUCUAGAUCAUCAUAUUCUGCUUGAUAACGAGAGGGUUAGCCUAGUUGCUAUUGACGGACUUUGCGAAUUCUAUUGGUUUGACUUGCCGCCAAAUGUGCCCAUGCGCAAAUAUACAUACUAUAUGAAAUUUCUGGAGCGAAUACACAGGAUUUCAAAGAGAUUUUAUGUUUGCUGCAUGUACACCGUGGACAGCAGCUAUCUAAAAACGUCAUACGCGCCUUCCAGAGCGAUAAACAUAGAUCACAAGUUGCAGUUGAAUUGCUUUAGGGGCAAACGAACGCUGAACAACAAAAGAAUUGUCAUCAACGAGAGCGGUAUCCAGGUUAUGGAUUAAUGAAAGAAUUUUUAAAAA